Rotaria sp. Silwood1 is the source of this 1641-nucleotide messenger RNA. NCBI's taxonomy places the organism in Eukaryota, Metazoa, Rotifera, Eurotatoria, Philodinida, Philodinidae. The record is from the annotation of a GenBank genome assembly.
AUGAAUACUUCGAAUAACAAUCCUUUAAAUAUACUCGAUUUACCUAAUGAAAUAUUACUUAAUAUUAUUAACAAACUAAGUUUCAUCGAUGUUUUCUAUUCACUUGUGGAUAUCAAUGAACGAUUUAAUCAAUUAUCGCUUGAUCCUCUUUGUAUUCAUAAUCUUAAUAUGACCGUUAUGACUAUGAAAUCAUUUUUUGAAUAUACAUUUUCAGUAGAUGAUCAGGUUCUUUCAAGAAUAUGUGAAAAUAUCUUGCCUCACAUUCAUUCACAAGUAUAUGAAAUUACUGUUGAACAACAUUCAAUCGAACGUAUUCUUCUGAAUGCCAGUUAUCCUAAACUUUACUCUAUAUCACUUGUUAAUUUUCAAGAAGAAAAACUUCUUCACUAUUUAACAGGUGAUUCAAUUCUUCGUCAUCUUCUUAGUCAACAAAUUACAUAUCUAAAUAUCGAUAUUCAGAAGAAGUGUAUUGAUAUGAAGAAUGAGGAUCUCGAUGGUAUAUAUAGUUUUACAUCACGACCGUGUGAAAUUUCAAGGAUAUUUAUAUUGAUUUUAUCUUUAUGUAAACAGUUAAUAAAUUUGAAUUUUUGUCAAUUAUUUUCUAAACGAAAUGCGUCAAUUUGUAUUCAUCAAAUAUCACAAACAAUGUGUAUGUCUGAAAGUUUAACUAAAUUAAAAGUUAAUGUCAAAGAUUUUGAUGAUUGCCUUUAUCUUCUUGAUUCCAAUCUCAAAUACUUAUCGAAAUUAAUUAUUAAUGUGGAACAUAUUGGGCCUAAAGAAAAUGUUACUCUCGUCACAAAAAAACUUACUAAAUUGAAAUAUUUUUCGUUGUGCUCGAUUUAUGAAACAUUUAAUUAUCAUGAGAGAAUUAUUCCAUUACUCCAUCGAAUGAUCAAUCUUGAAGAAUUGAUAUUGUUUUUGUCUGUAGUAAAAUUUAGCUCGGAUGUUAUUGAUGGUAUUCAAUUACAUGAUGAAAUUCUUGUUCAUAUGCCACGAUUAAAUAAAUUUACUUUCAGUAUAAAUACAGAACUUCUCAUCGAAAAUGAUAUAAAAACUAAUAUUACAACAAAAGAAGACAUUCAACAUAGUUUCAUUGGUAAAGAAUUUGAACAAGUUCAAGUUGGUUCAUAUGUCUAUUAUAAACGAUUGUAUUCCGUAAUUGAAUAUCAUAUCUAUACACUUCCAUAUCAAUUUGAAAAUUUUCUUCAUCUAAACAACUCUUUUCAAGGUGGGAUGUUUCAUAAUGUUCGACGCUUGAAGAUGAAGGAUAAUACACAUCAUUUUGAACACCAAUUAUUGAAAGUCAUUUCGCAAGAUUUUCCUUUUCUCAAAGAAUUAAUUAUUAAGAAUAUUCUACCACAACAGAAGCAACAUUCAUCGUCAUUGAUUACAUUUCGUCAUCUUAUCCUUCUGAAUCUAGCUCAAGCACAUGUUGAUUAUGCUGAAGAAUUUCUCGUCGAUAAAAACAUUCAUUUACCUAGUUUAUUGAAUCUUCGCAUCAAGUUUGAAGCACUUGAAAUGGUAACAAAGAAUUUUACAAACGAUGCAACACGUCUUACUUGUGCUAAAUUAAAAAAACUACAUAUAGAUGACGAGUUUGUUCAGACAAAAAAUUUUCAAAAGUAUUUUCCUUUAUUAUAA